Homarus americanus (American lobster) is the source of this 5470-nucleotide messenger RNA. RefSeq names its product protein fem-1 homolog A-like. The record is from RefSeq and is a predicted model, not a curated record. The coding region runs from base 421 to 2382 and encodes 653 amino acids. Gene Ontology annotation, molecular function: protein binding. The transcript has 6 exons. Lineage: Eukaryota; Metazoa; Arthropoda; Malacostraca; Decapoda; Nephropidae.
CAGACCCCUCGUCGUCCUCCUCCGACGCUGUCAAGUAAAAUUUCGGCGUAUGUUUGGGAGGUGGUGCGCUAGUGGGUCUCCAACGGGAAAUUGUUCAGCGACUCUUACCACCAUCAGGAGACUAGUGCGUUGGUCGUGCCGCUUUCUGGAAAGUUUGUGCGUUGUCGGGUCUCCUUGGGGGAAGUUCUUGUGGAUUUGGUUUCCCCAGCAGGAGUGUUGUGUGUUGGUCGUGAGCUGUGUGGCUAUGGUGUCCCCGGCGUGAAUCAUGUUUACGGGAUCAUCUGGAGGUGGAGGAGAGGGUGGUGUUAGCGCCUGUAAAAAUGGUUUAUAAACAGGUGAGGUUCCUGUAGAGAUAAUAAGUGGAGGAGGCGCUGAGAGGUGCAUGUAGAAGUGGUUAAUGAAGAAGUGAAGGAGGCGGUGAUGGGGGUGUGUGGGAGUGUGUGGCGACGCUGGUGGGGAGAUCCUCUUAGCCCUGAGUGGGGAUACCUCGACCAUUGCCUCUGCGCCGUGUUGGACCAGCCUCGUGAGAUGCUCCUAGACCAUCGUAGCCGCAGUGAGAUGACCCGUAUGGUUAGUGCACGGACUAAUGGUGCAACACCGCUAGUCAUGGCCUCCAAGAACGGACAUCUCUCUUGCGUUGAGUACUUAGUGGAGCGCUGUAAUGCUGACCUAGAACAAGUUGGGUCAGUUGUGUUUGAUGGUGAGACCAUAGACGGAGCUCCUCCUCUAUGGUGCGCUGCAGCCGCUGGUCACUUAAAUGUCGUGUCAUAUCUCCUUGAGAAAGGUGCUAAUGUCAACGCAACUACCAAGACCAACUCCACCCCUCUCAGAGCAGCUUGCUUUGAUGGACACUUCGAAAUAGUAAAAUAUUUAGUUGAACAUAAUUCUGACAUUGAGGUUGCUAACCGCCAUGGCCACACGUGUUUGAUGAUCGCUUGCUACAAGGGCCACUUUGAGAUUGCCAAAUAUCUUAUAGAAAUCACAGCAAAUGUUAAUCGCAAAAGUGUUAAAGGCAACACAGCAUUACAUGACUGUGCGGAAUCAGGUUCAUUGGACAUCAUGAAACUUCUUUUAGACCACAGUGCCAAAAUGGAUGUUGAUUCAUAUGGAAUGACACCUCUUUUAGCAGCGAGUGUCACAGGCCACACUCACAUCGUGGAAUAUCUUAUUUCUCGAACUGACCUGAUCUCCAGGAAGGAUAAGAUUGAUGCCCUGGAACUACUCGGAGCUACAUAUGUUGACAAGAAGAGGGAUAUGCUCGGAGCUCUCAGAUUUUGGAAGAUGGCUAUGUCUGAAAGGUAUGAAAAUGGAGUGAUGAUAUAUCCCAAGCCAAUACAACAAUCUCCAAUUGCUGCCUAUGAGAAUUCAAUAGAAGUGAUGACUUUACAGCAACUAGAAGAAAUAAUUUCUGAUCCAGAUGAAAUGCGAAUGCAAGCUCUACUAGUUAGAGAGAGAAUUCUCGGACCAGCUCAUCCCGACACAAGUUACUACAUCCGAUAUCGAGGGGCGGUUUAUGCUGAUACUGGUAAUUUUGAUCGAUGUAUAACACUCUGGAUGUAUGCCUUGGAUAUGCAACAGAAGAUCCUUGAGCCCCUAAGCCCAAUGACACAGAGUUCAUUUGUGUCAUUUGCAGAAUUAUUCUCUUUCAUGAUGAGUGAAGCUAAAAAUCGUGGCAGGAGAGUGCCAGUGGUCAACUUCUGUGAUAUGAUGCGAGUGUUUGAAAAGUGCUUGCGGGAGGUUGAAGUGGGCAUGUAUCAGCUUACCAAAAUUGUAAAUGGCUGUAAUGGCAUGUUAGCUAAUGGAGGGGAGCGAGAUACCACGUACUUUCAUCGCACACUUGUCAUAACUAUGCAUUUGGUUUGCUUACUCACUAAAUUGGGACCUGGUUUAACUCCCCUCCAGCGACAUGCUAUGAGGAAAGCAGUGUAUCAGUUAGUACGACUAGACCCAUGUGGGUCAGGAGGGGUGACUCCUUUGCAUCUGGCUUGUUCACGGGACUCUUCAGCAACGGUUGGAAGAUUCCCUAUCUGUACCUUCCCAAGUCUGGAGGUUGUAGCUUUAUUAUUGGAAGUUGGUGCAGAUCCCUGUGCCACAGACCAGCAGGGCAAUACUCCUCUACACACGCUAGCUAGUAACAAGCAGUGCCGACGAGAGCUGCUCACUGCACUCCUAGCAGCAGGUGCCCAUCUUGAUACUCUCAACAGAACUGGCCAGAGCUUUGCUUCUUUACGUGCCUCUCGUGGGCAACGACUUCACCAACUGAUAAACCCUCUUCAGCAUACCUCCUUACAGUGCCUGGCUGCUGCCACUCUCCGUAGACACGGCCUUCCGUACGAUACAAUCUUGCAUCCGCGACUCGCACAGUUCGUAGACCACCACUGAUCCCUUCUGUAAAUAGCUCAGUGAGGUAUCCCACUCCUUGUAUAUAAAUUUAAUAAUUAAGCAUGUGUACAUAUAUACAUAAUCAUUAUCUUUACAUUUGAGUAAAGGCAUAUGUAGCCAUAAUUGAUUGGGUGAUGUAUGACAUCAUCUCCAAGUGGCAUUAUAUUGUAAGCAGCCGAACAUUAUGUUGAUCACUGUGGUGUAUAGCUAGUGACCUUCCCCAGGCUGUCAUUUUCCUAGAGGCUCCCCACUCUGCAGAACUUGAAAUGUCAAAGCUCUGCUUAUUAUGUCUUUAAAAAAUAUUCAGUGAUAAAGUUUUAAUGAUUAUGAAAUUUUGACUUAAUCCAUAAUAUAAUGUACAGGUUUAUUUGAAACUCAUUACUUUAAAUAAUUAUUUGUUUGAUAUAAUCAAUCUACCAGUAUUUAACUGUUCAUAAGUACAGAGAGGUCAUGUAGCAAAUUUUAUCAAUUUGACACCAAAAACUGAUAAAGGAACAAGCAUGACUUCCAGAUUUUUAAAAAUAUUUUUUGCCAUUCAAAAUUUACAAUAAAUUUUACUCUUUUUAACCCACUGAGCAGUGAGUAGUCAAGUCCUGAGUGUAGUGGCUUGAGGUUGAGUGAUGACAUUGGGAAAUGUCAAUGUAACUUUCCAUGGGAGUGAUAUCAUGAAAAGAUUAUUAGGAGUGCAUCAGGUGCUAUGAUGUCUUCUGAAGAGAAAACUCAUUAAUUGGAUUUGCAUUUAAUGUAGGGAUGCAGUUAUUUGUUUAUGCCUUAUGAUGAUAGUAUGAGAUAGAUGUGGCAAAAUUUUUUAUUAUAAUCCGAAGAUAUGAAAAUGUUAACCCCUUCACUACGAGGAUGUUACUUUUGAUAUUUUACUUGGUUAACGUCAGGCGAUUUUAUUCAGCUGAGAGGGGACCCCAUAUACAAGGGGUUGAAUUUCAAAAGAAGCAUCAAAGUGUUCAGCAUUUCCCUUCCUUUUCAAGUUUUUGAUAAUAUCAUUUCCUCUAAGUUCAUAAUAUACAUGUAUAAUCAACACUGAAUUAAUGAAAAGAUUUACAGUAUGUACUUGAUUGCCCAAAAAGUUUAAGUUAAAUUUCAUGGGUGGGGAAGCAGAUGCUUGGAUGCGACUUGACUCCUUGGUGAUGAAAACUUAAUUUGAAGGCUAUCUUUUUUCAUCAAGUACCUUCAGUGGUGUGUAAUUUUGUCUUUCCAGUGCGAUAAAGAAGAAACCUUUGUGCCAAAAAGAAUAAAUUUUGGUUUUUGGUUACUUCAGCUACCCUGUUUUUUUAAUUGAAUUGAAUUGAAACAGUUUAUUUAGCCAGAAAAACACAGAUACAGAGUGGAUAAUAAUAACAAUAUUAACAUGGCUGAGCCAGUUGAGAACCUGAGCUCUCUUUUAGGCACCUGAUAUAUACUAUACAUUUAUCUCAAGGAUGUAUUAUGUAACAUUUAGUAACAUCUGGAAUAGUGCAAUAGCAUGGUAGUAAUAAGAACAUCUCAGUGUUAUCACUUCAAUAUUUAUUCAUUUUAGUUAUUAUUUUUUUUAUUUUUUUAUUUUUUUUUAUAUGUAAUAUAAGCAUAUACAUAAAUUAUAGUGGAAUUGAAAAACAUAAGUAUAAUGUUGCAGCAGUCUUGCCAAACUAAUCCAGGUGUUCAAAUAAUAAAAACCAACACAAAGCUGUGUUUGCCUACCACUAUUUCACUUUGGCUGUGUAACUGGAAACUUACAAUUUACUUUAUUUGGCCUUAUGAGUUUUUGUUUAGCUUUGGUUUACAAAAUUAAUAUCUAAAGAAAAAAGUUUUUUGGCAAUGUCAAUUAUAACCAUAAAUAUGUACUGUACUGUAAAUCUGAUUGCUGUUCCUGGCACUGUUGAUUUAUCUGUGAUACAGUUUGGUUUGUCGCUGUGCUCCAUUUAGACUAGUAUUUUAACAAGUUUGUAUGAGGAGUAACUUGACACAAAUUCUAUAUAUUUAAAAUUUUGGCCUGUAAAUCUUUCAUACAUUGUGUAGACUUUUUUCUUCACUGGAACAGUACACUGGAUUUCAUUUUGAUGUAAGUAUUAUUUCAUACUUUAUUGUAUUACAAGUUUGCUAGUUGAAGCUUGCAAGAUUUUUACAUGGAAAUACUCUUUUAUUUUAUUAUUUGAAAACUAACAAAAUAUGUUUGAAAAGAAAAUCACUGACAUGAUAAUGUUUUUAUACUCAGAAGAUAUAAUUAUUUUAUAUUAAUUGAUGUUUAAAACCUAAUUUCACGAACGUGUUCAGUCUAGUUGUUUCCAAAUUUUGUGUACCACAUGAGCCAGGUUGUGGUGGUUGUUAUGCCUCGGAUGUUGAGGCAUUAUUCAAUCAUGGUAGUAUCUAAUGAGAAACCCAACUAUUGUAUAAUAUUUCCUGGUUUAGAAAUACAGGUGUACAGUAUGUUAAAGUAUUAGCUGGGAUCUAUCAUUCCAUCCUCAUGAUUCCACUUGGCUUUAUAUCCUAUUGGCAUUACAGUACUUGUAAAAUUUAUAUAAUUGUGUAUAUAUAUGAAUAGUACUAUCAAAGUUCUUGCUUUCUGAUUGUGUGAGAAGGAAUGGAAAAUGAAUUGGAAUGUGGGAGUACGGAAUUGUAUAGUGUGUUACUAAUGUUUGACCAUUCAAGACAUAUAUAUAAGCCAUUGACUUUUCAGGAGGAGUAGCAGGAAUCUACAUAAGGGGAAUUAAAAACCUUGGUAUUUUUGCUUUAGUAAUUAUGUUAUGGGCUGCUGAAAAAGUCUGAACUACUGUUGGUCUUCAUAAAAUAUAAAGUGUCAUGCCUGUCGGUGAUUUUCAUAUUUUGAAAGAACAAGUACUGUAUUGUGGAAUGCCUUAGGUAUGGUUAUCUCAUUGUAUCAUUAAAGUUCUACUUGAUUGUUUUUGCAGAUCAUAUGAAUAUGAUUAAAGAACAGCAACCUCACAACUGGCAUUUGUAAUAUAUAGAUUAUGAAUUUACAUAUAGGCAUUUUCAAAACUGUAUUAGAAAAUUCUGUGUACACUUGUCAGUGCAACAUCUUUUGGGAUUCAGAUUACUUGCAAGAUGGUGUGACUAAAAAAUAAAGAUUUUGUGCUUU